GCUCUUAUUGGGCUGUGCGUUUUGAAUUUUGUGCCGAGAUGUUCGGUCUGUCUAGUCAGCUGUGUGUGAGGAGUUGUUUUUACUGCUGGUCUUCAAUUAAGUCUAAAUGAGCGUCAUGGUCCAAUGAAGAUGGCCUCAAAGUGUUUUUAAGUAGAAUAUCUUGGGUAAAUCACGUAAGUAUUUCCGCAAUUACGGGAGUCCUCCCUUUGCCUCUUGGUCACAUUGUUGGGAAGGUGCUGAACGCUUUAAAGGAGCAGACAUGCAUCAAAGAAUUAAAGAGUCAGUGGAACAGAUAGGCGCUUCAACCUUGGAGUCUGUUUUAUCUCAUCAUACAAUCCCUCCUUGAGUGCUAGAAAAAUUGUGUGUACUAUAACUCUGACUUUGAAGAAACAAGUGUCUCUUUUUACUUCCCAAAAAGACAGAGGCUGGAAAGGCGAAGGAUUUAGAGGGCUAAACCCUCCCACGUCCAGCUCAGGAAACCCGGGGCCCUCUGCUCUUCCUCUACAGUGACGGCACUUUGUCACGCUCACGGCUCUGUAAUGGAUUUCACAUGCACUCACACGGCCCAGCCUCGUCCCCUUCUUCAUCUCCUCCUCCUCCUCCUCCUCCUCCUUAUACGAUCUGCUCUCCUCUGACAAGAGUGAUGUAGGGUCACGAGAAUGGGGAAACACCUUCCAAGGAGAAAACACACAUGCACACAUGAAUUUUCACAACACACACACAGAGCACUGUGCUGAAUGGUGAGAGAGCUGAACAUGCUGCAUGAAGCGGACUCGGAUAGCAACAUUUCUCCAGACUGAAGUAUUGAAGUGGCUUGAAGGAUAAAGAAAUGGACCCAAAAUCCUCCACACUUCCAUACUCCUGAACCGUGGAGACACAGGCGAUCAGAGAACAGGCAGAAAGUGAAUCUGAGAUUAAGAGUGCAAAGGAAAGAGGAGUGCGAUAUUUCUUCAUCACCUGAUUUGCAGAGCUCUAACAUGGGAUGACAUCAAUGAGUUAAGUUGUGUCCCAGCGUAUCCUGACUGAUAAUCCGACCGGACCCUGGCCUCUGAGCUCGGACCCCUAACCCUGGAGGAGCAGGGGGUGGGGUCAGCUGGGAGAAAAUGCGGUGCUCCACCCUCACCACCCUGCUGACGGGUGUCACACUGUACCUGGUGAUGGGAGCGCUUGUUUUCCUCACCCUGGAGACCCCCGGGGAGAGCUUGGCACACAAAAACCUGCUUCAGACCCAAGAGAACUUCCUCGGUAAUAACUCGUGUGUCACUGAGUUGGACUUCGACAAACUUGUGAAGGACCUGGUGUCUGCAGUCAAGGCAGGCCUGGAUGUGAGCAACCUCCCCUCCAACCUGACCACCCGCUGGGACAUGGCCUCCGCCUUCUUCUUCUGUGGUACCAUCAUCACCACCAUAGGCUUUGGGAACCUGUCUCCUCGGACCUGGUACGGCCAGUUGUUCUGCGUGUGCUACGCCCUGGUGGGAAUCCCCAUGUUUGGCAUACUGCUGGCUGGAGUCGGUGACCACAUGGGCACAGUGCUGCGAAGAGCGGUGGCCAAGAUUGAGACCCUUUUCCUGAAACGUAAAGUCAGGCCCACGACGGUGCGUGUGAUCUCAGCAGUUCUCUCCAUCCUGAUUGGUUGUCUGAUCUUUCUCGCUGUGCCGACGGUCGUGUUUCAUCAGGUGGAGGACUGGACAUUUCUGGAGUCGCUCUAUUUUGUGGUCAUCACUCUCACCACUGUCGGAUUUGGAGACUAUGUACCAGGUGGCAGGAUCUUCAAGCCUCUGGUGUUGUUGUGGAUAGUGUUUGGUCUCGCCUACUUUGCUUCCAUUCUCACCAUGAUAGGAAACUGGCUGAGGGUGCUGUCUAAGAGGACCCGUGCUGAGAUGGAGGAGUUGAGGGCCCACGCUACAGACUGGACACAGAACAUGGACUUCCGCAUCCCAAACCCUCUGGAAUUCAACGACCCUUUCCUCCUGCAGCGACGGCGCUGGAAACGCAGUGAACGCCGACGCAUCCGCCGGGGAGCCCAGGGCACUCUGGGAUACUUGGUUCGAGGGGGAUCUGAGAAUGGACAUCUGCCGAACCGCUGGGCCGCCCUCUCCAGCUCCAUGACGCAGCUGGAGGCCCAUUCAUCUCCAGAGAGAGCGGUGGUGGUCAAGUCAAAGCCACGGGUGAAUGCUGCUGGAGGGAUAACGGUCCAGAUGGCGGUGCUAGGACAGAGGGCCGACCCUGCUGUGGAUCUGCAGAGGCCCAGCAGGAUGCAUCCUCACAUGCUGGCCCGCUCAUUCUCCGUCCCAGUGGCUCGCUCCACCUCAGAGCUGAACUCGGCAGGUGCAACCAUGCAGGAAGGAUCGCUCUCUGGAUCUGAAUCUCUGUUUGACUCCAGGUCAGACGGCUCCUCAGUCUCCUUAUCCUUCUUGGAGUUCCACAAGUUCCAGCCCAGCCAGACUAUCAGUAGCAUGGAGGAGGGAGGAACGAGAGCUGCACUCAUGACCACCGAACAAGAGGAACACAAACCGAUUCCUGCAGAGGACUUUGAAUCUGUAGCAAACAACAGCCCCGAACACCCAGCUACCCCCAGGCUUUCCUCUCACUCCUCUCCUCCUGGCCCUUCCCUCCACCCAGUCAUCCCUCCCUCCCCUCAUGUCAGCUCUGCCUCCUCAACAAGCUGCCAGCUGCUGGACUUCUUUGGAGAGAACCUAGCGUACAUCGAUGAGUCCUCAGACACGCUGAGCGAUCGCGGCCAGUCGACAGUGAACGAGGAGAGGAAGAGGCGACUGCGAAAGCCCAAGAAGAGGAGCAUGAGGAGGCAGCUGUCACACAGGUGGAGCCCCCUGCAGGUGAGGAGGCCCAGCACUGACAUGUCACCACCAUCAAAUCCCCCGCCGCCACCUCCAGACUCUUCUCUUUCAGACCUAACCCAGUCAGGGAACCAGACAGAUUCGGUUUCUGCACUCUGACGACCACCACACUCCCAGCACGCUGCCAGGUACGGCAGAACUUAAAGGCCAAUUAUUGCUUCCAUGUCCAAAUGUGCAGACCGAUAUCGACUUUGAAGAAAGCAGAUGCGCACGCAGUUCUAUUCAUGCUACGACAGGUAUGCAUCGAUGGUUCCACUGCUUCUCAUAGCAAACACAGAAGAACACACAGGACUGCUGUGGAUAUUUUCUGAAAGCCUGUGACUUUGGGCUUUUUACAGGAUAGCUGCAGAUUGGACUAUAGCCCCAUGUCAAUGUGAUGAUUCCUGACGAGUGUUGAGCACAGUGGGCAGAGAAAACACAGAAUUUCUGGAGAAUUUAGAACUUCUUACUGUUUGGGUACUAUUGAUGGAGAGCAUGUACAAAUCAUACUUCCACCAAAGUCCAGCAGUGACUGCUUGCUAAACCCUUUGAUGCACAACAUGGGUCAGGACAUACCCAUUUUCCGUUGAAUAUGGGUCACUUUUGACCCAUGUUGUGCAUCAAAGGGUUAAAUUAGAACUCUUCUAAUUAUCUAAAACAUUUGUUUUAUGCAACAUGUGUUUUCCUGGUGCCUGUGCAGUCAUCCUGGUUGAAGCGCAGACUGUCUGCGGAUCACCGAUUUUGAGCGGGACAGUGACAACUGUUCUUACCCUCGUGAACUUGGAUGGCAUAAUGUACAUCACAUGUACUCUUGCAGACCCACGAACAUGGAUAGAAUGAACUGGCCUGAAAAGUCCACAUUAAAGCUGUGGGUUUGCAGCAGUUAGAAGAUACAUACUUCAAGCAAAUCUCACCAUCAAGAACGUGGUUGAUGUUCCAGGACGUUUUAGUAUUUAUGAUUAGCCUCACUAAAUCAGGUCAGAAAUGCUGCUUUGUUCCUCUGCAGUCAUGGCUAAGAUGUCCUGACUUUACCAAACACCGCUAGUGUGCCUAAAACCAUACCUGUCUGUGUGGAAUUACCAGGUUGCUCCUACAUUGUUUUCAAAACGGGACUUAUAAGUAAAUCCCAAGAAAGAGACUAAUCUGCCUUUCAAAGAGGGAAUCAUGUCAGACUUUAAAAUGAGCCACACCUGGUUUAGAUAGUUGAUGACUAGUGUCAGGAGGCAAUGAGUCACAUCAUUAUCUAAAUGUCAUUACACAUAAUUAUCUGCUUUGUUGACCUUGCUUUCAGCCACUGAGCUCAGCUGAUUCUCGACAGACUUACUCAACACUAAAUCUCACAUCUAAGCUGGCUUUGUGAGGUUAACUUUUGUCUAUGAGCUUUAAAUUCAAUGUAGCGUUUCAUCCAGCAACACUCGUCAACCACUUCUGCUAACAUAAGAAAAUGUAAACAUUUUAACGAAAUAUCACAUUAAAAGGGAGAAAGAAUGUGGAAAGACAGCAGGAGACAUAUUUUACACAGUGAAUGACAUGUAUUUAAAGUGUGUUGAGGUCGUACUGUACUAACUAAAACUGAUCACAAGACUCUACACAUCAGGAUCUGGGUGGCUUACCACCUCGGCUAAAAAAAAAGAUUCCUGGGGGAAAAACCCUGCAAAGGGCGGAGAAACAAACCACAACAACAGGACAUCGGUUUCAAAGCACGGCAGGGCCAUUAUUCACCGUCACACCAGUGACAGUCCUGCAUGUAAUGCUGUCAAACAGGUCCAGACGGCUGAAAGCCUUCACGACUGAAGUCAUCUGAGGGAUAAAGGAAGGUGUCUGACUACUUCGAGAGAUUCUUUCAUCUGCUGGUUUGUGAAACUGCUCUUGAAUGUUUUCAAGGCAUUAAAAGGGUUAAAAAAUCAGUCAGACAAACAUCUGUGUGUUUUCACCUCAGUUAUGAAAAGGUAUAAAGCUAUUAAAACAAACUUAUUUGUAAGUCAGUGGCAUGAACCAACUGUACUAUCAACUGUACUAUCAAGUCAGUGCUGGAGGGAAUCUGCUUGUGGCCACUACUCUUGACUGAUACAGUUUAUUUUUAAGACUCCGUCGCUACAUAAAUAACUGCAGGUUUUUCUAAUUGUGUACACACCUUAACUGUGCUGCCCAUCCUCAGUUUAACCCUGGUGGAUGUGUAAUAAUGUCUUUAAGUGACCCAUUAAAAUGAUGAUUAUCAGGCCUCUCAGCUUACACACACACACAAACACACACACAGAGUUAUUUGACAUUAACAUGAACUCCCCUUGCAGUAUUUUCUUUUUAUAUAAUUGUGAUGAUUGUCUUAAAUGGUCCAUGUGGACUUUCUGACCCCGUGAUGGACUAUUUAUACAUGUGUACAGUCUUGUUAGGUCACACACAGUUUAUGCACACUCGGACACGCACUGAUGUAAGACAUAUUGCAGCAAAUGGUUCCAUGCUUCCACUGCUCAACAGACGGCAGCAACAUGUUAAGAAACACAGUAACACGGCAACAGAGGCAGUGAAAGCAGCUGUGUUGUGGCUUUAAUUUAUGCAGGUUUUAAACUAUAAGAAGAUGCAAAUGUUUUAAGAGGAAGUAUUUUGAAACCUUGAAACUGUGCAAACCCUGCAGCACCUUUUCAGUGAUGCUGAGUGAUAUAAAACUUGUUUUAUGAGCUGAAAGGGUUUUUGACUCAUGGUUAAUAUGUGUACUUUUAAACAGGGCUUCGUUUGUCUAAAAAUAUAAAGAAAAAAGUCAAUUACAACUCAUGAAUCAUGGGGGAACAAUUUCAGUAAACAAAAACAGAGGUAUUAUUCUCCAGUAAGACGAUGUGUUUUUGUAAAGAAGAUGGUGAAUUACAUGUUUACAAAUCCCAACAUAUGAGCACAUAAAUAAACACUCACCUAAAUUAUGAAUUAUCAAGGCAAAAGUCAGCGUUAAUAUCUGGCUUCACACAGGACUCAACUCCACAUUCAGACACCACAUCCUCCUCCUAUUAUGGUCUUUGUUGCUCAUUUCACUAAUCUGAGGGCUGCACUACGAAGCAAGAUUAGUGGGUUAAUGAGGUAUGAUGAGCCUAAAGUCAUUGUUUUCGGUAUCUCAAAGGUGACUCCAUGUUAACCUGCUAGAUCACCAUGGUAACUGAUGCUGCUCAGAUACCCUGAGUUUGGGAUUUAAAUCAGCUUCAAGAGUCUCCUUUUAAAUUUCUUUCCUGAUGAUAUUCUGUAUCAAAGUCUACGCUGAGGGAAUGUGUUGUAUCUGCAAACCUGCUGAGCUGUACGCUACCAAUCCCACUAAAUGAAGCUGUUCAGCUACAGCAGGACAAACUGGAUGCAUUAUGUUGCCAUGGUAACUUACACGCUUUCAGUUGGUUAUGCAGAAAAUGCAUAAAUAAGUCCUGAUUUGUUUUACAGAGUUUUAACGCAGCUGUUAGAACACAGAUUAAAAUGUUUAUUGGUC
This is a messenger RNA of Acanthochromis polyacanthus (spiny chromis), 6297 nucleotides long. It is a transcript of the gene kcnk4a, whose product is annotated as potassium channel, subfamily K, member 4a. Gene Ontology annotation, molecular function: potassium ion leak channel activity. The coding region runs from base 1104 to 2957 and encodes 617 amino acids. Lineage: Eukaryota; Metazoa; Chordata; Actinopteri; Pomacentridae. The transcript has 8 exons. Gene Ontology annotation, cellular component: membrane. Gene Ontology annotation, biological process: potassium ion transmembrane transport; stabilization of membrane potential. The record is from RefSeq and is a predicted model, not a curated record.